Molecule: messenger RNA, 5159 nt
Organism: Clunio marinus
Lineage: Eukaryota; Metazoa; Arthropoda; Insecta; Diptera; Chironomidae
Source: the annotation of a GenBank genome assembly
UUAGUGUUCUCGGUUGGAUUUCAUUGUAAGAGCGUUGUUAGUGACUUUGCUUAAAUUAAAUUUCUUCACGAAGGAAAACAUAAAGACGAAGUGGAAGAAAAAAUAAAUUUGUGGGACAUUUUCUAUCUUGACGUGAUUUUUUUUUAUUUUACAAAGAACCAAUUUGGAUUAAUAUGGACAUCUCCACGAUUUUUUUAUUCAUCGUCACUUUCUAAUUUGUGAAGAUUGAAAGAAGGAAGAAAAACGAGAAUAAAAUCGAAAACUUUUUCCCCAUUAUUUGUGCAGUUCCUUCUUGUCUAUUUGAUUUUUGGGAUAUUUUAAUUGAAAUAAAUUGGGUGCAAUAAAAGAUGUCCGAAAAGAAGAACAGUACAGUGGGACUUCAAAUUGAAGCUCCAUUACCCGGGAAUUUUAUUGACGAUAUCGAGCAUGGAAAUCUACCAAAACCGCUUAAUUUGGAGGAGAAGAAAUAUCUGCUUGCUGUUGAACGAGGCGAUAUAGCAAACGUUCGAAGAAUGCUUCAGAGAGCUUUGAGAAGCCAAAAUAUCAACAUAAACUGUGUUGAUUCAUUGGGACGUGGCGCCUUGACCCUGGCAAUAGACGGCGAAAAUUUAGAAAUGGUUGAAUUAUUAAUUAUCAUGGGGGUUGAAACUAAAGACGCUUUGCUCGAGGCAAUUAAUCAAGAGUUUGUUGAAGCUGUGGAACUUUUGCUUGAGCACGAAGAAUUGAUUCGCAAAGAAGGAGAAGCUUAUUCAUGGCAAAAGGUCGACAUGAACACGGCUCAGUACCCACCUGAGAUUACACCGUUAAUCCUAGCAGCUCACCGAAAUAAUUAUGAAAUUAUUAAGCUCUUACUAGACCGCGGUGCGACAUUGCCGGCACCGCAUGAUAUCAAAUGUCCGUGUGAUGAAUGUAUUAAAAAAACCACUGAGGAUUCAUUACGUCAUUCAUUGAGUCGCGUUAGCGAAUAUCGAGCCUUAGCAAGUCCUUCAUUAAUAGCGCUCAGUUCGAAUGAUCCACUUCAAACUGCUUUUCAGUUGUCGUGGGAAUUGCGCAGCUUAGCCUUUUCCGAACAAGAAAGUAAAUCUGAAUAUUUAGAGCUUCGUCAUCAGUGUCAACAAUUUGCUGUUGAUUUACUGGAUCAAACGAGGUCUUCACAAGAAUUGGCAAUUAUUCUGAAUUAUGAUCCAGAAAGUCCGCCAUACAUGGAUGGAGAUCAUAUGAAGCUUAAACGACUUGAAAUGGCUAUCGAUUAUAAACAGAAGAAGUUUGUCGCCCACCCUAACAUUCAACAACUUCUGGCUAGUCUUUGGUAUGAAGGCGUGCCGGGAUUUCGACGCAAAACAACGAAAGCGAAGUUAUUCAUCAUCUCAAAAGUUGCGCUUUUAUUUCCUUUCUAUUGUUUGAUGUACAUGUUGAUGCCUUAUUGUCACACAGCAAAGAUAAUCAGGAAGCCUUUCAUGAAGUUCUUGAUACAUGCCUCAUCAUACUUGUUUUUCCUAUUAAUUUUAAUUCUUGUUAGUCAGAGGGCAGAGGUUCACGCUAUUAUGUUAUUUGGCACGGAAAGAAUGAAAAAAUCGAUGCUUGAGUCUUUAAAGAAGCAACGUGGGAAUUCACCGACACCACUGGAACUCCUUGUUGUGAUUUAUGUUGCUGGCUUUAUAUGGGAAGAGACUCUUGAGAUUUUCCAUGAAGGCAUUCGAAGUUAUUUGCGCAACAUGUGGAACUUCAUUGAUUGCACGAGAAAUUCGCUUUACUGCUUUGUGGUUUUGUUACGAGCGAUUGCUUAUUUUCAACAAAUCGCUGAAAUCAAUCGAGAUCCAAGUACUGCUUACAUACCGAGAGAAGAUUGGGACGAUUUCGAUCCACAGUUGAUUGCCGAAGGAUUAUUUGCAGCCGCUAAUGUCUUUUCAGCACUCAAACUUGUUCAUUUAUUCUCCAUAAAUCCUCAUUUAGGACCACUUCAAAUCUCCCUUGGACGUAUGGUUAUCGACAUCGUCAAGUUCUUCUUUAUUUAUUCUUUAGUGUUGUUUGCCUUUGCAUGCGGUUUAAAUCAGUUAUUGUGGUAUUAUGCGGAUUUGGAGAAGGCAAGAUGCUACAGUUUGCCUUCUGGAUUACCCGAUUGGAACAACGAAGGAGAUGCUUGCAUGAAAUGGCGGAAAUUUGGAAAUCUGUUCGAGUCAUCUCAAUCGCUGUUUUGGGCAUCGUUUGGUAUGGUGGGACUUGAAAACUUUGAGUUACUUGGGAUAAAAACAUACACGAGAUUCUGGGGGUUGUUGAUGUUUGGUUCGUAUUCGAUUAUCAAUGUAAUCGUCUUGCUGAAUCUUCUCAUAGCCAUGAUGUCAAAUUCCUACGCUAUGAUUGAACAACAAUCUGAUACCGAAUGGAAGUUCGCCCGCACGAAACUUUGGAUGUCUUAUUUCGAAGAGUCAGCAACACUUCCGCCUCCAUUCAACAUCUUCCCAAACGCAAAACAUUUCACAAAAUGUUUUCGACAAAAGCAGAAACGUGACAUCAAACAAGAAUCAACAAUUCGCCGGAAGGAAGAACGUGAACGAGCCAACCGAUACACGAAUGUCAUGAGAUCUCUCGUUUGGCGUUAUGUGUCCACAAUGCACCGUAAAUUUGAAGAAAGCCCUGUGACGGAAGACGAUAUCAAUGAAGUUAAGGGAGAAAUAUCAACAAUGCGGUACGAGUUGAUGGAAGUAUUCGAGCGAAAUGGAAUGGACGUUUCAAGUGCUGAUCGUAAAGAGAAAACGGUUCUUGCUAAACGCAUGAAGAUAUGGGAGCGGCGUUUAAUGAAAGACUUCCAAGUCGCGCCCGUUGAACAGCCCGAUGAUGAAGCUGAUGAAGAGAAUGCAGAAAAUCCAACUAAAGGAGAAUUGCCACUUGAAAGAUUCAAAAGAAUUUCGAAAUUGGUUGCAUCGCAGACAACGAGUGGAAUGUGGAGUGAAGUAAUAAGAAAAGCAACUAUUGAAGCUAACAGUCAGAUCGGCCGAAGCAGAAAACAUGAAAGUUUCAAGAAUCAACAGAAUUUAAUGAAGGCAAUGGAACAAGCAAGAAAGCUGAUUGAACGUGCGCCAUCGCCUUUAUCUCCAUGUCAUUCAAUUAAUUAUGACGUAAUUGAUCAAACGAAUCAAACUUUAGUUCAAUUGUUGAAGAAUAUUUCUGAUGAGAUUAAUGAAAUUUCACCACAGAAUACUUUGGAAGUGAAAGCUUCAAGAAGUCGCUCACGUUCUCCAAAUUUACAGAAUCUCAAUGCUCAGUUGCAAUCGAUAAUCAGCAAAACACCUUCGCCUUAUACAACGAGACAAAAGCCAAAGACUCCCCUAAUGCAAAUGAUUAAGCAAUCGUCGAGUGACUCUUCUACACAUUUGACUAUCUCAUCAAUGGAAGGAACGUUUAGCCCACCACCAAUGUCAGUUUCUGCAGCAACGAAACCAAGACGAGCAUCGGUUACAAAGAAUCGUUCACCAACUCCUGAAAGUAUGAAGUCAUUUGAAAGUUCAACACUUCUUAAUACUUCAACUCAGCCAGUCAUUCAAGUAGAAGGUGGAGAUGAACAAACAAAUCUCAAAACGUCACCAAAGAAAUUGAUUGAUGAGUGUCCAUUGAAGCAAAACUCAAGCAAUUCAGUGAAAGUCAUCAAAAGAAAAGCCCCACAAGCAGGUCCAGACAAUAUUGCAGUUUCUCGUCCAAUAGUUCCUGAACCUCAUGAAAAUCAAGGAAUGAUUCCGCCACCCCCAAAAGAAAUAAAAUCUGUUCAAGUUCCGACUUUAUCAAUGACACCAGCAACUCCUUUGCUUCCCGUUAAACCGAUUAUUGUGGAAAAUGUUAAGAAGAUUGAACCGGAAAAGAAGGAAAUUGAAAUGAAUCCAAUAAGUGAACCAGCUGUCAUUGCUUCAUCUUCAGUUGGUCAGUUUAGUAGCACUGAAAAGUUAAUCCCAUCAAAGGAAACGUCUCCGAAGAGAGCUUCUUCUCCAAUAUGUCUCAGACCAGCCAACAAAAUUGAAGAUGUAAAGACGAUCAAACGACAGACAAAGACUGGAUGGAUUUGAAUAUUUUAUGGCGCUACGUAAAUAAUUUCAAUUGAAAAUUGAGUGAUGAAAACAUCGAUAAACGUAUAAAAAGCGUUUUUCCUUCUCUUUUCACCUUUUGAUUUAAAUUUUUCUUCUCUUCCCGCAAUGCGAUCAAUUCUCAUGCAUAAAUCAUUCAAUUUUACUUUUCGUUCUAAUAAAACAACGAGGAAAUUUUUCGCAGGAAUUGUAAAAUAACUGGAAUUUGAAUUAUCGAUUGAUUUUCUUCUUUACGAUUUCAAACAUCGUGAAAUUUCCUUCUCAUUUGCUGCUUUUUUUAUUUUCUUUUAUCGACGUUUAACUUACGAUGUUAAAAGUUAAUGAAAGCAGUUGCGAGAAAAUUACGUGACCUUUCAAAAAAGAUUCUCUCUGUUAAAUUUUCCCUAAAAAUCAAAUUUAUUUGAUGUUUUUAUUCCAAUCGAUUACCCAUAAGUAUGAAGUGAAGGAAGAAACAACAAAACAGAUUUUAAUACUCAUGAAUAUAUUUCAUUUUAUUAUUAUUAUAAACUGCAAGAUCUCUCAAGGAUGUCAAUUUGAAAGUCCUUGAGUCGUGUUUUGUUAUUCUUUCAACAACCGACAAAUUAUCACCGUGAAUGUUUCUCUUCUAUCCUCCAAUUUCAAAAAUAUCGUGGAGGAUAAAUGAUUUGAUAUUAUGCUAAAAUACCUAAAUAUCUGCUUUGUUCUUGGCUCUUUCUUUUAAUAUCAUAAAUUUUUCAAAGAAACGACGCUUUACUUUUUCUUUCAUCUCGCGUUAUUUAGCUAAGGAGUAAAAAUAUAUUUUUACGUAAUUUUCUGAAUUCCUUCUUCAAGAAUUUUAUUUUCAAGGCUUUUGCAAGACAAAAUGCAAAAUAUUCUACUUUUUUCUUUUUAUUUUUGUUGUUUCUUAUCCCUCCCACUCUUCACAUGUGAUUUUUGCCGCUGCAUGAAAUAUUAAAGCAUGCUUAAGGUUUUAUGAAGACAAACAUUUAUUCUGAUGUAUGUAACAUUUUUUUAAAGGCAUAUCAUUAUACACAUAUAUUUAUAUCCUGAAGACUUGACAAAGAAACUUAAUAAAAACUUCGGAAAUAAAAUCAGAAAAUAAUAUAA